This is a messenger RNA of Trypanosoma conorhini, 900 nucleotides long. RefSeq lists its product as uncharacterized. The coding region runs from base 1 to 900 and encodes 299 amino acids. NCBI's taxonomy places the organism in Eukaryota, Euglenozoa, Kinetoplastea, Trypanosomatida, Trypanosomatidae. The record is from RefSeq and is a predicted model, not a curated record. The transcript has a single exon.
AUGGAGCCCGUGCUUCGCCCACUGCCGCGCGACGAGUCGGCGUACGCCUCGAGGCGGGCUGCCUUUGACCGCACGCGCCGGUUGCAUGCCGGCACGCUCAACAUAUUUGCCGCGGAGGAGCCCGCCACACCCGCCGCCGCCACCGCCACCGCCGCCACCCCGCACGCAGCCCGUCGCUCGCACCACAACGACGAGUCGCACGAGACGCGGGAGUUCAUGUGGGGGCGCUUGCGGCGCGUCGAGCCGCCGAGGCACACUGAGGCCCCGCAGGGCAUUCACCACGUGGAGCGGGCCGCGGGGAAGCAGCAGAACAUCCAGGUGGUUGGCAUUACGGACGCGUACAAGGACCCGAAAAACUUUCCGCCGUCACGCAGUGGCGUACGCUGCGGGGCGCGAAGCAACUCAUCCUCGAUGCGGGAUGUCAUGUCGUACGCCGGUGCUGGCGGAGGUGCGCGCGGCGUCGGCAGCCGCCCCCAGUCACGCGUUGUCGAGUACAGUCGACAGGAGCGCUUCUCGCAGGCGGUGCGGGACCACGUGCAGCACCGACGGGGCGGCGCCACAGUCUUCUACGUCAAUCUUGCGCGCGGUCUGGUGGGUCGCGUUGCGGCGGAGACGCCGAUAGCGACGCCGCGGGAGUGGCACUUGGAGGACGCCCCCCCGACCCACACCUUGACGCUGGAGCGUUGCAGGGCGCAGCUGCAGUCGCUGACCGGCAUCGCCGUCUCUCUGGGGGAGCUGGCGGUGAUGUUGUGGGGUCCGAUAGAAGACACCACUCCCCACGGCGACGGCGCCGAGCCCAGCGAGAAGGAGCUCCGUCACAUGACAGUCACAUACCGCGACUUCUCCGAGGCCUUUGGCGACAACUCCAGAGACAACAAACUUCUCACCCUCAAGGUUUAA